CUGCAGGCGCAUUUUGUUCCCGACCCAGAAGGCGAUUAUUAGGCGCUAUCCGUGGGAGUAGCCUCACAGAGACACUCACGUGAUUUCAGGAAAAUGAAGACACAUACAGUCUGGUGUUUCUUCACGGUGUGCUUGGCUCUUUCUUUAACCCAUCAGCAUGAUGAACACUAUGAGAAUGGGGAGCACAAUGCUGAGUUUGACAAAAAACUGUUCCUUGGAGGAGAGGAAGAAGCUGAAGAAUUCACUGAAUUGAGUUCAGAAGAUCAGUUAAAAAGGCUCAAGUCGAUUAUUAGGAAAAUCGAUACAGACUCAGAUGGAUAUCUAACAGAGGAGGAGCUGAGUUCUUGGAUUCAGAAAUCUUUCAAACACUAUAUAUUAGACGAUACAAAAGAGCAUUUUGCUGAAAUUGACAAAGACGCCAAUGACAUUGUGACCUGGGAUGAAUACAAUAUGCACAUGUAUGACCGAAUAAUUGAUUAUGAUGAAAACACUGUUCUUGAAGAUGAAGAAGAAGAAUCAUUCCGGCAGAUUCAUUUGAAAGACAAGAGGCGCUUUGACCAUGCAGACAGAGAUGAGAUUUCUGGUUUGAAUCUGUCGGAAUUUACAGAUUUUGAGCACCCAGAGGAAACUGAUCAUAUGUCGGAAUUUGUCAUUGAGGGAGCUUUAGAAGAACAUGACAAGGACGGUGAUGGAUUUGUUAGUUUGGAAGAAUACCUUGGAGAUUAUACACAAGAUCCAGGUACAGUGGAAGAUCCACACUGGUUAAUCGUUGAGAAAGACCGAUUUGUGAAUGAUUAUGAUAAGGAUGGUGAUGGCAGACUCAACCCUACAGAGCUCCUCUCUUGGAUUGUUCCAAAUAACUUGGGAAUUUCUCAAGAAGAGGCGAGCCAUCUGAUGGAAGAAAUGGAUAAAAAUGAGGAUCAGAGAUUGAGCGAAGAGGAAAUUCUACAAAGCAAGGAUAUAUUUUUAUCCAGUGAAGCUACAGACUAUGGAAGGCAGCUUCAAGAUAAACAUUUUUACCAUGAUGAACUUUAGUUUGAUUUAAUCCAUAUGAUAUUGUUUUAUUAUUUUUAUUUAUAGGAGAUCACAAAACACCUCAGCUAGUUUGCUAGCUACACAUUUGGAAAUAGGAGCACACUGUUCUGUUGAGUAGAUGGGUUAUAAAUGCCAUUUAAAGCUUGGAAUAAGUAGUUCUACAUCUUAGCAUUUUGACCGACAUUUGCACAUUAAAUGUUCUCUUCCUUGUUACAGACUUUGGUUUAGGGCGGAGAUAUUGUUAAGUAGCAAUAUGCCCAUGCUGGCAAGAAUGAUGAUUGGACUCAUAGUUUAUCACUGUUGGAGAGACGGGACAUUGGCUUUCCCUCAUUUAAGCAUAAAUUGACUAUAUUUCCAAAUUUUACAAUUUGCACUUUCUUUCUCUUUGAAAGACUUCAAAGGAAAAUAUACGACUGAACUAAGAACGAAAAUUCUUUCCAUAUCAUGUGUGCUUGAGCAAAUCUGCCGUAUUGCUUGAUUAGGAAAGCACUUAGAAUACAUUUGCAUAAAUGGAAGGAUGUGUCCUGUUAACACGGUAAAAUGUUUAUGGAAACCAUUAGUGUUUAUUCAGACUUUGGUGGAACCUGCAAUAAGCAGCCUGUAACUGCAGUUUCACUGACUUUUUCUCUGUUACUAGAGAGUGCCACACACAGAUACACAAAUAACUGAACUGCAUAGCUACUUUUCUUCUGAAUCGACUACACUUAAGUGAGUACACUUAUAUUCCUUUUUUAUAUUUCUGUUUUCCUCCGGAUGUUUGCAUUUUAGGUUAAUACUCUAAAACGCAUCAGUAUUUCCAUUUGCCAUGAGCCCACCUUGGUUAUAAGAAGGUGCACAGGUAACAACCAAUGAUUUAAAAGAAAUUGCAUCUACUUUACUAACUUUAUUUUUUUUAAGUUGUAAUCUGUCCUGUUCCCUGUUAUUCUAUCCUAACUGCUGUGAUUUAUUACCAUCUUUCACAAAUAAAAGAUUACAGUAAUAUUUCAAGUUAGGCUUGUUCGAUUAUUUUUAUAGCAGGUGUCCAAAUCACCAUCACAAGUGUACAGUACAAUAUACACUGAAUUUAUGGGCUCUAGACUGUGAAAAAUGGAAUUCUGUAUUAACUUGUUUUAUAAUCACAUGGUUACAUAGAUAAUUUGAACUGGAAAAAAAGUUCAGCCCUUCCAAAUAAACCCUAGUGCACACAUACAUAUUUACAUAUUUAGAUCUAUCUAUUCAGUCAUAUAUAUAUAUAUAUAUA
Molecule: messenger RNA, 2275 nt
Organism: Xenopus laevis (African clawed frog)
Lineage: Eukaryota; Metazoa; Chordata; Amphibia; Anura; Pipidae
Gene: rcn2.L
Product: reticulocalbin 2 L homeolog
Biological process (GO): protein transport
Cellular component (GO): endoplasmic reticulum; endoplasmic reticulum lumen
Molecular function (GO): calcium ion binding
Source: RefSeq, marked predicted